Plasmodium inui San Antonio 1 is the source of this 1470-nucleotide messenger RNA. RefSeq lists its product as hypothetical. Bases 1 to 1470 code for a protein of 489 amino acids. NCBI's taxonomy places the organism in Eukaryota, Apicomplexa, Aconoidasida, Haemosporida, Plasmodiidae. The record is from RefSeq and is a predicted model, not a curated record. The transcript has a single exon.
AUGACAGAACUCAAAUGGAACCAUAACCCAAGGAACACCCCAAGGGGAGGGUCUGGGACUCCAUGUGACAAGACGGAGAAGUUCUGUUUCCACCUGUCCCCAGAAAAACAAGGAAUCACAAGGAUCGCCUCUGGAGUGGGACUCUGGCUCGGUCGGAUACUGGGGCCAGGAGCAACCUAUGCUAAUCUGAAGGAAGGUUAUAACCAUGGAGCGAUAUCUUCAGAAGAAGGCAAGAGCGAGCUAACUUGGGAGGAUAUAUUGGAUAGUACCAUAAAGUGGUGUACUAGCCGAGCAGCCGAUAAGAGUAACAAUAGAACCGAGGAUCUCUACUUCACAGAGGCAGAGAGGAGAUUAUGGAAGGGAUUGAUGGGACAAAAUAAUAGUGUCCGAUGCAGCCAACACGGCGAUUGCCAAAAGAUGAUGUAUCUGGUAGGUUGCAUCCUUUACUGGAUUUGGAACGGGGAUACCAGACUCGUAAAAGGAAGAAGCGGAAUAUUGGGAGAAUGUGAAACAAUAAGAGAGAAGCUUCUAGGGGAUAAUAACCAGGAAAUAAUAUCGGCCGAGGAUGGCUGGAAGUUAAAGAAAAUCAGCCCCAGCAGAUGUGAGGCAGACCACAACUUCAAAGACUGUCAGCUGGAAACACUGAGUCUAGUCGUAAGCGUGUUAAAGGCUCAGAGGACUUUAUGCCCGAAGUGUCCUUAUGGGGGAAUAAAUAGUCUUUUAAAGGGCGUAAGGCAGCCAGGCCCAGGACAAGUGAUGUAUUGUAAAGACAGAUCCAACGCGCCUUGUGAAUGUCUCAUCGUUAACAAAAAAGAAAGAAGAGGGGGAGAGAUAUUAUUGGAAUAUGAGGAGGCAGCAACCCCAGCCGCCCCCCAAAAAGCUAUACUCCUAAGCCAAACCAAGGCAAAAGCAGAAAGCACGGCAACUCCCAAAGGACAGGGGGACUUAGUUAAGGCAACAGAAGAUAGACGAGGAGGACUAAAGAAAGAUGGACACGUCGCCACGAACCCAGAGGUUGAGGAGUCAGGAUCCAAAGGACAAAGACAAGUCUCCAAGCAAGACUCUAAAACAGAAUCAAGUCAACAGGUCGAGAAGCAAAACCAAACGACAAAACUAGACGAACAAAAGACAUUAAGCGUGGCUCAAAAGGAAGCCGAAGUGGCAGGCAGCAGUAUAUUACAAACCCCAGUCACAGCGAACAGAACCCCCGACGACCCAACACCAACCGCGCCAUCCACCACCAUAACUUCACUAACCAACCGACAAGCAAAAGAUAUCAACGGAGGAGGAGUAGACUCAGUUAGUUCUGAGAGGUUGGCGCAAGGAUUAGGAGGCUUCCUGGGCGUAGCAGUCAUGGUAGUUGCUUCAGGGUAUGGUUUAUAUCGUAUCUUUGGUAGAAGGAGGGCAGUCAACUCAGUAUCAGAAACCAUCAGGGACCCACAAAGGGUAGGAUAUCAUAUGGUUCAAUAG